CACAAGUUUAAUUAAGUUUAAUUAAGUAAGUAAAUAGUUUAAUUUAAAUGCAAAUCUCCAUCUAGGAAUCAGUCUCACCAUGGAAGGCUGCAUUUCCUUUCGUCUUCUUGGAAACCUGAGCCUGAAAACCUCUUCAUCCCAGAAACGGACUCUGGAUUUUUGAAAAUCUAAAGCAAACGGUUGACUGAAGUUUACUCAACUCCUUUUAGCUUAGAUUUUUUUUUCAUGCACCUUUUGAGUUUCCUGAGUGCAGGUGCCCCCCCAAGGCCGUUUCCUUUUCGCCGUUUCCAUGUGUGCCCCAGUCUCCUAAGUCCAGCCUGCAAGCCCUGUGGCGCGCGGCAGACUUUCCGCUUCCUCGUGGCCCCCAGCCUGCCCUGCGCAACAGACCACGCCGGGGGGCUGCCCCCGUCGGGAGCCGCCUGUCCCCACGGUAGCCGGUGCCAGGGGCCCAGCCUCGUACUCGGCCCAGGGCUGGGUUUGGCCGUUCCCACAGCUCCUCGCCCCGCUGCUGUGGCUGCUGAGAAGGGUUUGGUGUGACACUCUCCUGGCAUGUCCUAACUUGGUUCCCCACCCAGCGCGCUCCUGAGAGCGCCAGGAACUGCCGGCUGCACUUCGCCGCGCUCCGACGUGACUCUCGCAGGGUAAUUGAGGCGCUCGGGCUCGGGCUGGGAAAAGCUCCCUAGACGCGGCUGGAGGCGAUUUCCACUUGCUGGGGGGAUCGGCACCAACAUGUGCUGUUUAUACUAUUAGACUAGGAAUCCAGAAAUCUGUGAUGUAUUGCCAGCCCUGCCACAGACUCUACAUAUGAACCUCAGCAAAUCACUUAACUCACAAGUGCCUCAGUUUCCCCAUCUGAAAAAGGGGAGAAUAAUACCCACUUGGCUUAGGUACAUUUCAUUGGUGCAUGAAUGGAAAUUUAAAAGGUUUGUCACUAAAUAUUGGUGAAAAUGGAAACCUCAUCUAUGCUUUCAUCUUUACACGAUGAAUGCAGAUCAGACAAUUACAUUGAACCCCAUUACAAGGAAUGGUAUCGUGUAGCUAUUGAUGCUUUAAUUGAAGGAGGUUUAGAAGCCUACCAAGAAUUUCUUUCCAAAGAGAGAUGUUCAGAGUUCCUAGCAGAAGAAGAAAUUAAUUAUAUUUUGAACACUGUUCAGAAACUUCCUCAAAACACAGUUUAUUCCUCUGACAAUGCUGUUGAUGAUACCUCUUCCUCGGGAACUUAUUGGCCUAUUGAAUCUGAUGUGGAAGCUCCGAACCUUGACUUGGGCUGGCCCUAUCUGAUGCCUGGAAUGUCUGGAGGUACAAAUAUUGAUCUACUUUUUCAUCCACCACGAGUACAGCCUUUCACAAUAAAGGAAACUAUUAGGAAGAUGAUAAGAGAAGCAAGAAAGGUCAUUGCCAUAAUUAUGGAUAUGUUUACAGAUGUGGAUAUCUUCAGAGAAAUUGUAGAGGCAUCUACUAGAGGGAUUGCUGUGUAUAUUCUGCUUGAUGAGUUCAACUUCAGUCACUUUCUUAAAAUGACAGAAAAACAGGGCUUUCAAGUUCAGAGAUUCAGGAACAUGAGGGUGCGGACAGUAAAAGGACAAGAGUAUUAUUCCAAAUCAGGGGCAAAAUUCCAUGGAAAAAUGGAACAGAAAUUUCUUCUGGUUGACUGUAAGAAAGUCAUGUAUGGUACUUACAGCUUUAUGUGGUCAUUUGAAAAAGCCAACCUCAGCAUGGUUCAAGUUAUCACAGGACAACUGGUUGAAUCCUUUGAUGAAGAGUUUAGGACGCUGUAUGCCCGUUCCUCUGUUCCUAGUUCAUUUGCCCCAGAAUUAGUUAGGAUAAAUAAUCACAGGAUACUCUGGGAGAAUGGCACAUACCAGCAUUCACAGUCUUCUUUAGCUUCAGUCUCCAGCCAACGAAACCUUUUUGGUAGGCAAGACAAAAUUCACAAACUAGAUCCCAUUUACUUGAAAACUCGAGGAAGAUAUGCAGUGAAUGAAAUAGAUACAUAUGGUUUGAGAAAUCAAACCCACAACAAACUACCCUUUCAUCCAGGUUUUAACAUGAAAAAUAAAAUUCAGCAGUAUCAACCCAGUGAACAAAAUGAGCAUUGGAAGAGACAUAGUUACGCUGGGGAAAACCCAGAAAGGACUCCUUACUUUUUGCUACACAGAGCUAUUAAUCGGACCAAUAAUUUAUCAAAUACUUGGAAGAUGCCAUCUGAUAGCCUUAGUAUUGUAUCUUCAUUAAAGGGAGGCUAUACAAACAACUGCAAUGCACCCCAACAAAGUUUUGCCAAUCGGUUUGCACAGCCAAAGAUAAAUAUUGCAGAAAGAAAUUCAAUUGUACGGAGGUCUUUCAGUGGAACAGAUAAUCAUAUCCGCUAUCUGCAACAGAGGAUGCCAACCCUUGAACACACUACAAAAUCAUUUCUACGUAACUGGCGAAUUGAGUCAUACUUAAAUGAUCAGUCAGAUUCCUCUGCAGAUUGCAAUGGAUCAGCAGUCAGUGACAGGUAUGAGGGCUAUGACACAGCUGAAAAUAUUAAAGCUCAUGCCCUUUAUUCUCAUUCUCGCCUGAGGUCAUCAUUAGCUUUUAAGCCAACUUUGCCAGAACAGCAGGAAGUAAGCAGCUGUACAAGUUCUUCAAAUUCAACUAUCGUUGGUUCAGAGGGAAGUGAAACACCUAAAGGGACACCCAAUCAUAUCCCAAUUGUGAAAAAUGUGACCGACAAAGAAUCAGCAGAGGUCAGAACUAAUGUCCCACCUGACUCAGAUGAACCGAAAAAGCCUGAAAUGCAGGUUGCAGAAAACAAAAAACCUAUUUUAUAUCCAAAUGCCACUAGGGACCCAUCUACCUACAUGUACACAGCCUUUUAUGUAAACAGACAGGCAGAAAAUGUAAAGAACCAUCAAAAUGAAAAUAUACUAAAAAGGCGAAGUUUCCCUAUGUUUGAUAACUCCAAGUCCGCUUUGGAUCAUGGUGUCAACAAGCAGGCGUCCAGCUAUGUGUACAGCACACUGACUAGGCAGAGACUUAAGCGGCCGGAAAAUCUAAAGCCCCCAGAAGAUACAAUAAAAAACUCUAAAAGCUUUCACAGUGUGACCAACCACAUAGAACGUGAAGAUAAAAAUCUCAAAGGAGAAUCAAAGAGCCCCACUACCACGAAGGCCAUCUCUGUGGCUGCUCUAGCUGAAGAUAGCAAAGAGGAACCUAGCAAACAAUGUACUUUAAAGAAAGAAAAUAAGAAUUCUCCAAGUUUCCUGAAAAAGGGAUCCCAGAAGCUGAGGUCAUUGCUGAAUCUCACACCAGACAAGAAGGAAAACUUAUCAAAAAACAAAGCUCCUGUGUUUUAUAGAAUGUGCAGCAGUUCUGACACGUUGGUUUCUGAAGGCGAAGAGAAUCAAAAGCCAAAAAUAUCUGAGACUAAGGCUGAUUCUUCUCCAAGAAAAAAGAGGAUCACAUCAUCCAAUUCACAAGGCAGCUUGCAUAAAAGUAAAGAGGAUGUCACUGUGAGCCCACCCAAGUCUCCCAAGCCACCCAAGUCUCCCAAGCCACCAACGUCUCCCAAGCCACCAAAGUCUCCAAAACCUCCAUUUGAUGAAAGCAGUAAAAAGUGCCCUACUUUAUGUCCCCCUGAAAAGUUCUUAGAAACUGUAGGAGAUGCAUCCACUCCAAGAUUUAAUACUGAACAGAUCCAAUACCAAGAGGUGAAAGAAGCUAUAACUAAUGCUACACAGGAAACUGCACCCGUUUCUAGUUCUCCACAAAGAGUAAGCACAAUGACAUCCCAGUCUGGAAACUCAAAGCACAAAGAGGAGUUAUUAAGAUCUCGUUUGAGUGAAAGACGUGUUUAUAGUCGCUUUGAGCCAUUCUUGAAGAUGGAAAGUUCUGGUCAGCCAGCAAGAAAUACACCCAAGACCAGUACACAGCCCCCAGAAACAAAAAGCAAAACCUUAGGGAAUAACUAUGCAACGGGCAAUCAGGUGGCUCAUUACAACUCAACCGUAUACCAUCCAUUACAGCCAAAUGAAAACAAGCUUCGAGGAUUUAUGCAAAAGUUUGGAAACUUACUAUACAAAAACAAAUAAAACCUAUAUAGUCUGAGGACUGUGUGAAAAAUAGCAAAGGCAGCAGGGCUGUAAGUAUUGAACUGAAUUGGACAGAUAGGCAGGCCUGUAAAGUUUACAAGGGUUUCUGCAGGGGUUAGAACCUUGGAAUUGAUGUAUAUGUUUUUAUAUAAUAAACCUAGAGUUAUUAUACUUCAGUCAUUGCACAAGUUCUGUGUCUAAAAGAUGUUUUAAAUGCGAUGUUUAUAAUGUUUAUACUGUAAGAUUAAUUUGAGAUAGAUACUUUCCCUCAUGCAGAAAGUGUGUAAUAAUAUCUUAUAAGUGUGAAAAAGAGGGAGGAGGUUUUUUAAACUCUAAUAUUUUUUUCAAAAAACCUGUCGUUUAAAAAUAGAAUAAUACUGGGAUAAGUGGUCUGCUGUGUCUUUUCAGCAUUUAUGUACUCUUGAAAGUGAUAAAAGCAGAUGUUAAUUAAUUGCAUGUUACUUAGCCAUUUAAACUAAUUUUUGAAAACCUCUUACAGACUUUACCAUAUUACUGAUUGCCUCCACAGACUGCUGUACUGAACUGUGAGGAUAACAAAUUGAGAAUCUCACUUAUUGUACUGAAUAUUAUAUGUAAUUACA
This is a messenger RNA of Chelonia mydas (Green sea turtle), 4678 nucleotides long. RefSeq names its product family with sequence similarity 83 member B (gene SACK1B). Bases 948 to 4076 code for a protein of 1042 amino acids. The record is from RefSeq and is a predicted model, not a curated record. Gene Ontology annotation, biological process: epidermal growth factor receptor signaling pathway. The transcript has 6 exons. Gene Ontology annotation, cellular component: membrane; cytoplasm. Lineage: Eukaryota; Metazoa; Chordata; Testudines; Cheloniidae.